Staurois parvus is the source of this 159-nucleotide messenger RNA. The record is from the annotation of a GenBank genome assembly. Lineage: Eukaryota; Metazoa; Chordata; Amphibia; Anura; Ranidae.
AUGGCUUUCGUGAACUUUGUGUACCGCUCGCUAUUCCGCCGGACCUCCACCUUCACACUCACCAUUGUGGUCGGGGCGUUGGUGUUCGAGAGGGCGUUCGACCAGGGGGCUGAUGCGGUGUUCGAUCACCUGAACCAAGGGGUGAGGACACAGGAGUGA